Molecule: messenger RNA, 2388 nt
Organism: Yamadazyma jaroonii
Lineage: Eukaryota; Fungi; Ascomycota; Pichiomycetes; Serinales; Debaryomycetaceae
Source: the annotation of a GenBank genome assembly
AUGAAAGGAUUAGAAGAAAAGAAGCCUGUUAAGAAGGUUCAAUCUAAGUACAAACCUUUAUUCCGUUUACUCAUAGUUUCCUAUUUUGUAUUACAUGCUUACUUUGUGACUUAUCCUAACUAUUUAAAUAGUAAAGCUUCAAUUGAUUAUAAAGAAAUUUUCUUAAAUGCUUUGGAUACCAAUUUGGCCGGUAAUUGGUCAAAAACUUAUACCUCAGUUCCUCAUUUGGCUGGUACUGGUAAGUCUUUAGUCAACUUCACUAGAGACAAGUUUGAAGAAUAUGGAUUGAAAGCUACUGUUGAUGAUUAUGAAAUCUUAGUCAGUUAUCCAAAAGAUCACGAUUUAAACUUAAUUGAUUCUACCACUGGAGAAAUCUUGUAUAAGGCACCUUUGAAAGAAGAUGUUCUUGAAGAUGAUCCAACUACUCAAGGUAAUGAUACCAUCCCAACCUUUUUGGGUUAUGCUGCUAAUGGUAACGUUACUGCUGAAUAUGUUUAUGCUAAUUACGGUACUAAAGAUGAUUUCGAAACUUUAAAAGAAUUGGGAAUCGAUGUUACUGGUAAAAUUGCUGUUGUCAGAUACGGUGGCAUUUUCAGAGGUUUGAAAGUCAAGUUUGCUCAAGACAAUGGAGCUAUUGGUGUUUUGAUUUACUCUGACCCUGGUGAUGAUGGAGAAAUCACUACCAAGAAUGGAUAUGAACAAUAUCCAAAAGGUCCUGCUAGACAAGAAAGUUCUGUUCAAAGAGGAAGUGUUCAAUUUUUAGGUGGAGUUGGAGCAUAUCCAGGUGAUCCUACUACUCCUGGUUAUGCUUCAAAACCAGGUUGUGAACGUCAAGACCCACAUAAAGCUAUUGGUAAAAUUCCAGUGUUACCAAUUUCCUAUCGUGAAGUUACUCCAAUUUUAAAGAAAUUGAAUGGUCAUGGAGUUAAAUUAUCUGAUAAAAAAUGGAUUGGUGAUUUAGAUGGUUUUGAUUAUUACACCGGUCCAAAUAAAAAAGCUGAAUUGAAUUUAUACAACAAUCAAGAUUUCAACAUUUCAACUUUAUCAAACGUUUAUGGUGAAAUCGAGGGUGAAAAAGCCGACGAAGUUGUCAUUAUCGGAAACCACCGUGAUGCAUGGAUUAAAGGAGGUGCUGGUGAUCCUAACUCAGGCUCCGCCAGUAUGAUGGAAAUUGCCAGAGGUUUAGGUGAAUUAAUUAAAGCCGGUUAUAAAUUUAAAAGAACUAUCAUUUUGAUGAGUUGGGAUGGUGAAGAAUAUGGUUUAUUAGGAUCAACUGAAUUUGGUGAAUAUGCUUCCAAGAUCUUACAGAAAAAAGUUGUUGCUUACUUGAAUCUUGAUGUUUCAGUUUCUGGUACUAAUUUGAAUUUAGAAGGUUGUAAAUCUAUUUAUGGUUUGAUCAAGAAGGUUGCUGCCACCUUACCUUACCCAGUUGAAGGAGUUGGUUCUUUAUUAGAUCACUACUUAUCUGUACACGGUGACAAAAUCACUGCUUUAGGUUCAGGUUCCGAUUACACUGUCUUCUUAGAACAUUUAGGUAUCCCUUCAAUUGACAUGGGUUUCGGAGGUGGUAAGACCGCCCCAAUCUAUCACUACCAUUCUAAUUAUGAUUCUUACCAUUGGAUGGAAAAAUAUGGUGAUAAAGGGUUCGUUUAUCAUAGUUUGAUGGCCAAAUUCUUAGGUCUUAUUGCUUUGGAAUUAACCGAUCAAGAGGUUAUUCCAUUCAGCAUCAAAGAUUAUGUCGAUGAAUUAACCAGAUAUUUUGAAAUUGUUAAAGAAAAAAUUCCAAAAGAUUGGGAAUCUAAAGCAAUUGAAAACGAAGCUACAUGGAAUGAAUUAUUAAUUACCCCAGUUGAAGAAAUGAAGUACCUCGAUGAAUCAACCAAUGGAUGGUAUCAAGAAAAAUACAUCCCAUUCCCUGAAUUAGUUGGUAAAUCUGAUUGUAUGCACCAUAAGAACCAUUUGAUGUUUGAUAUCAAGAAACAUAAAAACUUGACCUUGAGUGAUAUCGUUCAAAUCACCAUUGAUGAUUUAGCUCAAUUAGGUAAUUCUUCAGCUAUUUUUGAUGGAGAAAGUGCUUCUCUUCAAACUCAAUAUGAUCAUAGAGAUUCAUUAUUCUUCUGGCAAAAACUCAAGUUGCAUUAUAAAAUUCUCAAACAUAAUAAAUUGAUGCAAUAUUUUGAAAGAAAUUUCAUCUAUGAAAAAGGUUUAUAUGAAAGAGAAUGGUUCAAACAUAUUAUUUUUGCCAGUGGUAGAUUCACUGGUUAUGCUGGUCAAGUCUAUCCUAUGUUACAAGAAGCCAUUGAAGAUGGUGAUUUCGAUAGAUUGGUCAAAAGUUUAGGUAUUGUUUCCAGAACUUUUAGAAGAGUCUCUGAUCAAUUAGUUAUUUAA